CUUGUAUCUGUGUUACAAGAAAUGGAGAAGAUUCUUGUUGCAACUCUGUUAUUUGUCCUUGUCUCUCAAGGUUAUAGUCAAUGCUCUUUGAGUAAUAUUGUUGUAACCCAAUCUCCUACCGGAAGAAAAGUGCUUGGAAAGACAGAAUGGACUGUGACUAUCACAAAUCGGUGUGCAUGUUAUCAAAAGAAUGUGAAGUUGAAUUGCAAAGGAUUUCAAACUGUUGAAGCAGUUGAAGCUUCAUAUUUGAAAGUUUUAGGUGAUGUUUGUCUUGUUAGUGACGGUCAACCUCUAUUUAACGGUGUCAUUGAAUUCAAUUACGCUUGGGACACUCAAUUUCCAUUCAAUCCCAUUUCCUCAGAUAUUGAAUGUUAA
Molecule: messenger RNA, 375 nt
Organism: Vigna unguiculata (cowpea)
Lineage: Eukaryota; Viridiplantae; Streptophyta; Magnoliopsida; Fabales; Fabaceae
Source: RefSeq, a predicted model, not a curated record